Molecule: messenger RNA, 1853 nt
Organism: Coffea eugenioides
Lineage: Eukaryota; Viridiplantae; Streptophyta; Magnoliopsida; Gentianales; Rubiaceae
Product: serine/threonine-protein kinase RIPK-like
Exons: 5
Coding region: 184-1647 (487 amino acids)
Biological process (GO): protein phosphorylation
Molecular function (GO): protein kinase activity; ATP binding
Source: RefSeq, a predicted model, not a curated record
UCUUCCAAGAAACAACAGAGUCAUACAUACAUAUAUAUAUUGAUAUAUUACUGAUUAUUUAUAGCCUAUACACAUUAUUUAUUGAUUUAUUUUUUGUGGUUUGUACUCCUGCCCAUAAACUUCAAGAAGAAAGAACCAUACAAGGCUUACUAGAAGAAGCUAUCAUUCAACAACAGAAAGAAAAUGGCUCUCAAAAAGAAAUUGAGAGCUAUAUUGCCUAGUUGUUUCAUGUCCAAAAGCCAUCCCUUAGAGUCCAAAAAGCAUGUUCCCAACCAACAUUCCUCCGCUCAAAGGUUAUCACUCUCUGAUAUAAGUGACCCUGGUUCUCCACUCUCUGCGGAUGACAUCUCUAAUUCUCUCAUUGGAUCAAAUCUUCAUAUUUUCACACUGGCAGAGCUCAGAGUGAUUACUCACGAUUUCUCGUCAAGUAAUUUUCUUGGUGAAGGCGGUUUUGGACCCGUGUAUAAGGGUUUCGUGGAUGACAGGACUAGACCUGGGCUUAAGGCUCAACCAGUUGCUGUCAAGUUGCUGGAUUUGGAAGGCACUCAGGGCUAUAGAGAAUGGCUGACUGAAGUCAUCUUCCUUGGGCAAUUGAGACAUCCCCAUCUAGUGAAGCUGAUUGGUUACUGUUGCGAGGACCAGCACAGACUUCUCGUGUACGAGUACAUGGCAAGAGGCAACCUGGAGAACCAACUAUUCCGAAGGUUCUCUAUUUCACUGCCAUGGUUGACAAGAAUAGAAAUUACCGCCGGCGCUGCAAGAGGCCUGGCUUUUCUUCAUGGGGAAGAAAAACCCGUCAUCUAUCGCGAUUUCAAGACUUCAAAUAUCCUAUUGGACUCGGAUUACACUGCUAAGCUCUCUGAUUUUGGGCUAGCAAAAGAUGGUCCAGAGGGCGAUGACACACACGUCACUACCCGAGUCAUGGGUACGCAUGGCUAUGCCGCACCUGAAUACAUCAUGACAGGUCAUUUGACAACUAGGAGCGACGUUUAUAGCUUUGGAGUAGUGUUGUUGGAACUGCUAACUGGAAAACGUGCCGUGGACAAAAGUCGUCCCAGCAGAGAACAGAAUUUGGUGGAAUGGGCAAGGCCCCUGUUGAAAGAUCUGCAUAAGAUUGAUAAAAUUAUGGAUCCGAAGCUUGAUGGUCAAUACUCGUCGGAAGGGGCGAAGAAGGCGGCUACACUGGCAUAUCACUGCUUAAGCCACCGUGCCCGAUCUAGACCUACGAUGGACGGCGUCGUGAAAAUGUUGGACAACAUUUUGGACUUAAAAGAUGACAUCCCGGUCGGGCCAUUUGUGUACAUUGUGCCCAAAGAAGGGAAAAUGGCAGCAGAGGCUCAUGAGCUGACUUCAGAAAAAACAAAAGGGCACGUGAAAAAUGAGGGGGAAAAGAGGGUUCCCGGCAACAAUGGACGAGAAGAAGACGACGACGACGAAAGGGCAGCCGAAUUGAAAAAGAAAAAAAAUGGAAAUGGUUGCCAACGAGGCAGAAAAGGACAUACGCAUAAGCAUCGAAUCAGGUCUCGUGCUGUUUACUCCGAUACCGCUCUCUAUACAAAUCUAAGGAAAGAAUUUAAGCUGCCAAAGGCCAAGGAGCUCAAGAUUGUGAAGAUGGACGCCUGCCCAUCCCAAUCGAAAUGUACAUGAGGAUUCAAGAAGGAUUAAGGACGCCAGUUAUUUGUUUUUUGGUUUAUUCUUUUGGGUAGUCAUCAGCCACUUACCUUUCCUGGAAGAUCAGCUCAUCUUCCCUAAUAGCCUCAUCCCUGCAAUUUUUUUGAAGCGAGAAAAAUUUUGAGUUGUAUAUAAAUCUCUUUAUCAAAUAUUUUUGGGUCCGUUUGGAAGCUAUAUGUGUU